CCGAGCGGGAUGGAGCCGGCGGCGGAGUCCGGGCCGGCCCGGGCGGGCUAUGAGCGUCUCACCGCCGAUGAGAUGGAUGAGCAGAGGAGACAGAAUGUCGCUUAUCAAUAUCUCUGUCGCUUAGAGGAAGCGAAACGAUGGAUGGAGGCUUGUUUGAACGAGGAGCUGGCCUCUCCUACGGAGCUAGAGGAGAGCUUACGGAACGGGGUCAUCCUCGCCAAACUGGGCCACUGCUUUGCACCCGACGUCGUCCCGCUGAAAAAGAUUUAUGACCGCGAGCAGAUGCGCUACGAGGCAAGUGGACUUCAUUUUCGACACACGGAUAAUAUCAACCACUGGCGCGAGGCCAUGACCCGCCUGGGGCUUCCUACGAUCUUUCACCCGGAGACAACGGACAUCUACGACAAGAAGAACAUGCCCCGGGUGGUCUAUUGCAUUCAUGCUCUGAGUUUAUACUUGUUUAAGCUGGGGCUGGCUCCGCAGAUCCAGGAUUUAUACGGGAAAGUGAACUUUACAGAGGAGGAAAUUAACAACAUGAAGCGGGAGCUGGAGAAAUAUGGGCUCCAGAUGCCAGCCUUCAGCAAGAUCGGCGGGAUUCUCGCCAGCGAGCUCUCCGUGGAUGAAGCGGCAGUCCACGCCGCCGUCCUCGCCAUCAACGAAGCUGUGGAGAGGGGGGUGGUGGAGCAGACCAUGGCGGCCCUGCACAAUCCCAGCGCCAUGCUGCUCAACUUGCGAGAGAACCUCGCCGCCGUCUACCAGGAGAUGCUGUACCAGGUGAAGAUGGAGAAAGCUGGCAAUGCCAGGAACCGGUACCUGCAGGAGAGCCCAGAAAGCGAGGAUAUUUACGACCGGUGUCUGACUCAGGCUGAAAUACAAGGGAACAUCAACAAAGUCAACGUGCACGGAGCGCUGGAAUACGUGGACGAUGCUCUGGAGAGGCAGGACCCUCCAGCCUUGUGCCGGGCCCUGCAGGAUCCCGUCCUGGCCCUGCGCGGUGUGCAGCGGGAGAACGCAGCCUGGUACUUGGAUCAGCUGAGUACAGAUCGGGAGCAGAAAGCACUGGAGCUGGGCUACGUGGACCUGCUGGAGCAGGAGGAGGUGCAGGCGGGGAUCUACGCAGCCAAUGAGAAGGGAGAUCAGGAACAUGCCAUGAGGCAGGCCGUGAGCCGCAUCAACGCUUCGAUCCGCCGGGGGGAGGCGACGGGGACGGUGCGAGAAUUGAUGAGCCCCGAGGCCCAGCUGCCCGAGGCGUUUCCCUUCGCCGCCCAGCUGUACCAGCACGAGCUCGCCCUGCUACAGCAACACCAUCCGCAGGGUGAGUUGGGGCAGGAGGAACUGUACGUUGCAGUGGAGAUGCUCUCGGCCGUGGCGCUGAUCGACCGGGCGCUGGAAGCUGGGGACGUCUAUGGAUUCUGGAGUAGCCUGGUUAGCCCUGCCCUGGGCCUGUCUGACAUCGAGGAUGCAAAUGCGCAACGCUAUUUUGACGACUUGUUGAAACUGAAGCACCGGUCUGGGAAAGCCGGGGUUGCGUUCCUGAGCUGGAACGACAUCCAGGCCUGCGUGAACAGCGCCAACUCGGCGGUGCAAGACGAAAACGACAGGAUCCUCGCCAUCAGACUGAUCAACGAGGCGCUGGCGCAGGACGACCCGGAGAAGACGCUCACUGCUCUGCUGCUGCCCUCUGCCGGGUUCUCUGCCGUGACUCUCCCGGGAGCGAGGCGUUACCACGAUGUCCUGACCGCCGCGCUAAGGCAGAAAGCCCAGGUGACCGGAGAUGAUGGAGCAGCUCUCUGGUGGGAGGAGAUCCAGCAAGGGGUUUCCAAGGCCAAUCAGGACACCGAGGCAGCCAGGAGACUGGCUCUAGGCACUGCUGCCAUCAACCAGGCCAUAAAAGAAGGGAAGCCGGCUCAGACGGCACGCGUGCUGUGUAACCCGGACGUCUCCCUGCGCGGCGUCGUGGCAGAAUGUGCAGGGGCCUACCAGGCACAGCUCGCCGCCCUCCUGGCUGCCAAGAGACAAGCAGGGAACGCCAAACACCACUGGGUCAGACACCAGCUGAAAGAUGGCAGCGUGUAUUACUUCAGCCUGCAGAGUUUCGAAGGCAGCUGGGAGCGGCCGCGUGACUCUGUCCUUAACUCCACCCACCUCAGCCGGGAGGAAAUCCAGUCGACGAUCACGGAAGUGACCACGGCCCACGACCAGGAACGCCUCUGGGAAUCCAACGCUGGAUUCGUUGUGCGGCUGCAGGCCCGCAUGAGGGGCUACCUGGUCCGCCAGGAAUUCGUGGCCCGCAGACAUCUGUUGCGGGAGCAGUUACCAGCUGUUAUCAAAAUUCAAUCAUGCUGGAGAGGCUACAGACAGCGCAGCGCUUACCUGCAAAGAUUGCGGUACUUGCAAAAAACCAGAGAUGCUGUGAUAAAGAUCCAGGCAUACGUGAGGAUGUGGCGAGCUCGUAAAAGGUACCGGGAACGGCUGCGCUACUUCAGGAAGAACAUUAAUGCUGUAAUUAAAAUCCAGGCUUUUGUGAGAGCUAACAAGGCCCGUGGGGAUUACAGAAUGUUGGUCCACGCCAGGGACCCGCCACUGAGCAUCGUCCGGCGCUUCGCCCACCUGCUGGAGCAGAGCCAGCACGACUUCUGGGAGGAGUCGGAGCUGCUGAAGCUGCGGGAGGAGGUGGUGAAGAGGAUCCGCUCCAACCAGCAGCUGGAGAGCGACCUCAACCUUAUGGACAUCAAGAUCGGGCUUCUGGUUAAGAACAGGAUCACGCUGCAGGAGGUGGUUUCCCACUGCAAGAAGCUGACGAAGAAGAACAAAGAGCAGCUGUCGACCCUGAUGGCCAUCGACAAACAGAAGGGGCUCAAGUCGCUCAGCAAGGAGAAGCGCCAGAAGCUGGAGGCCUAUCAGCACCUCUUCUACCUGCUGCAGACCCACCCUGUGUAUCUGGCUAAGCUGAUUUUCCAGAUGCCCCAGAACAAGUCGACCAAGUUCAUGGAAUCGGUGGUCUUCACGCUCUACAACUACGCGUCCAACCCCAGAGAGGCCUACCUGCUCCUUCAGCUCUUCAAAACCGCCCUGCAGGAGGAGAUCAGGUCCAAAGUCGACCAGCUCCGUGACAUCCUAACGGGGAACCCCACCGUGAUCCGGCUGGUGGUGAGCUUUUACCGGAAUGCCCGCGGGCAGAACGCCUUGCGUCAGAUCCUGGGCAGCCCCGUGCAGGAGGUUCUGCAGGACAGAACCCUCAGCAUCCGCACCAACCCCGUGGACAUCUACAAGGCCUGGAUCAACCAGCUGGAGUCUCAGAGCGGACAGAAGAGCAAGCUCCCAUAUGAUGUUAGCCCCGAGCAGGCCCUGAGCCACCCCGAGGUUCAGCGUCGGCUGGACAUCUCCAUCCGCAACCUCCUGGCAGUGACGGACAAGUUCCUCUCUGCCAUCACCUCUUCCGUGGACAAAAUUCCCUACGGGAUGCGCUACGUGGCCAAAGUCCUAAAGACGUCCCUGGCUGAGAAAUUCCCAGACGCCGGCGAGGAGGAGAUCUGCAAGAUUGUCGGGAACCUGCUCUAUUACCGUUUCAUGAACCCGGCCGUGGUGGCUCCGGACGGCUUCGAUAUCGUUGAUAUCUCUGCCGGCGUGGCCCUGCACCCGGAGCACCGGCGCAACCUGGGCUCCAUUGCCAAGAUCCUGCAGCACGCAGCGGCCAAUAAGAUGUUCGAGGGGGAAAACGGCCAUCUGCGUGUGGUGAACCAGUACCUGGAAGAAACCCACUCUAAGUUCAGGAAGUUCAUCUGUGCUGCCUGUUCCGUCCCUGAGCCGGAAGAAAGGUUUAAUGUGGAUGAGUACUCGGAGAUGGUAGCUGUGGCCAAGCCGGUCGUCUACAUCACGGCGGCGGAGAUCAUUAACACCCACAAGCUGUUACUAGAGCAUCAGGACUCCAUUUCGCCCGAUCACAAGGACCCUCUGCAUGAGCUUCUGGAAGACCUUGAUGAGCUGCCUACCGUCCAGGCUCUAAUAGGCGAGAGCGCUCCGAACCCAGGCGAUGGCAGCCCCGAGCAAGCACUGGCACAGCUCGGCAAGCAGGAGGUCUCGCUCACCCUCACCAACAAGUUCGAUGCGGUGGAGGCCAGUAGCGAGGAGGCGGAUACAAGGAGUUUGCUGCUGAGCACCAAACAGAUGCUAGUGGACGUGAUCCAGUCUCAGCCGGGGGAUUCCCUCUUGGAGAUCUUACGGACAGCUGCAUCAGAGGAUCAGGAAGCCUUCCAUCACCACCAGAUGCACAGACGGGCCCUGCGCGAGGCCCAGACCCCAGACAGGUUGAAACGCAACCGCUCCCUGGCUGGCAACAGCCAGCUCUCCAUGGAAGAGAAGAAGCGGAAAGUCAUCCGGAACCUGCGGCGCUUGGAGAGCCUGGGGGUGGUGGACUCAGCCAAUCAGUACCAGGAGAUCAUCAACGAGAUGGCCAAGGAUAUUCGCAAUCAGAGGCGUUACCGGCAGCACCGCAAGGGGGAGCUAGUGAAACUGCGGCAGACCCUCUGCGGCCUCAACUCCAAGACCUUGUUUUAUGAGGAGCAAAUCGACUAUUACAAUCAGUACAUCCGGACGUGUCUGGACAACCUGGCUGCCAGCAGCAAGCUCAACGGGAAGAGCAAGAAGCAGCCGUCGCUGCAUUACACGGCGGCGCGGCUCUUUGAGAAGGGCGUAUUGCUGGAGAUAGAAGACCUGCCUGUCAGCCAGUUCCGGAACGUGAUUUUCGACAUCAUUCCGUGUGGGGAAGCCGGCAAGUUCCAGGUGAAGGCCAGAUUUAUGGGGAUCGACAUGGAGAAGUUCCAGCUCCACUAUCAGGACCUGCUGCAGCUGCAGUACGAAGGUGUGGCCGUCAUGAAGCUGUUCGACAAGGCCAAAGUCAACGUCAACCUGCUCAUUUUCCUCCUCAACAAGAAAUUCUUCAGGAAGUAGCUGGGGGGUAGGAGGAGGGGGGAGGAGGGAACCUGCCAAAGAGAUUUCAGGGACAGAAUCCGGCUUCUGAACGGUACCUUGCCAAGGAGAGGGGAAAACUACAGAACCGGAGCCAUUGCCGUUAACCCUCUCCUGCCCAGAACUGGCACGCUCGAGCUCUUCUACAUCAAGCUGCAUCUGGUUGCCUUGGGGGUUAAAUCUGGAUCCCAGCAUACGUGUGGGGGGGGGGGGGGGGGAUGACGCUUGUGCCUCCCCUAUUCAGGGGCUGGCGCAUGCUCUGGCAGAGGGUACAGCACCCCUUACAGCUGCCCUUUUUGUUGCAAUGGUCCCUAGGGGGCUUUGCAGUGGUCUAGAAUGCCUAGUGUGCUGGUCUGCCCCAUCUGCCUGCCCCCUUGCAGCUGGGGGGCUGACGGCUGAUCCGCAGUCCCUUUGCGGCAAUGGAGCCGGUGCCCCAGGGUCUGAUUCCUCGGUGCCUUAUCCGUGCUGCUGCUGCUUUGACUAGAUAGGAAACACUAUUACUCCGAGCUGCCGCCCACUUCCUAUGAACAAGGCGAUUGUUUAUUUUAUUUUGUGUGUUUUUUAACUAGCCUGAGACUUUUACGCAUUGAGUGGCUGAGCUCUGGCUUAUCCCUUCUCAGCCACGCGAGCGCGAGGUUGGAAAUUUUUUCACCCUCCCCCUCCCCCCCCCUCGACGCGGGUGAAACCAGCGAGAGACGUGUGAGAGUUCUUGGGCUGCACCGAGGCGUGCAAACGAUCCGCGUACCACGCGAGGGUCCUCUGCUGAACGGCAGCGAAUCGGGCUCAGGCUUAGUUGAACAGCUGGUAUUGGACUACUGUUAGCACAAGGCGUGGUUUGUGUGUGUGUGUGUGUGUGUGUGUGAGAGAGGGAGGGGGUUAGCAGUCUCUGUGGCUUUUUAAUGUAUAUUAAACCCGUUUUUUAAAACUAGUAUUUUUAGAUGUUUGAGUUCUGAGCUUAGUUCUCUCGGGUCACUUUGCCAGUGGCCGUUUAAGGACACGGAGGGGUUGUAGGCUGCAGACCUGAUCUUUGACAUUUUAGCUUUUUUAAAAGAUACAUUGAUUGUAAUUUUUCCCUACCCCAGCAAAAAAACCCGGCUACCUCUGUUUUCUCAGUCAAAAUCAGACUGCCCAUAGAAGAAGAAAAAUCCCAUAACCACACCAGUGUUGGCCACCCUACAAUAAUAAACACUGUGUGUGGGCUGCCGGGCUGCCCAGUACCUUUGGGCCACCCUACAAUAAUAAACCAGUGUGUGGGCUGCCUGGGACCCAUGGGCAGCCCUCCAAUAAUAAACCAGUGUGCAAUAGAGAGCAGCUGAAACCUAAUUAAGGCCACUAACUUCAUUUUAAAGCCUCCGAGGGGUUCCAGUGGGGAAAAAUGGAUCAAAAUAGUUCCGCUUACCAUGGGGCCCUGGCCAGACUGGUUCACUCAUUGCAAUGUGUCAUAAAGUGCAGGGGAAGGGGGCCCGGGCAUGUCAAAAUUAGGGAAGACCUCGAUGGUGUGAUUUUUGGUUUGGUUUUGUUUAAAUCUUCAUGUUCUCUAGGUGGUCUGUACCCCUAGCAAAUGGAGGGAAUAGCAGGGUGGGGGCAAUCGCUCUCCAUCUGGGAAGGAUAGGAAAGAGGGUAAACGCGAGUGGGUAACAUCUGACCGAGGCGACUCUGGAAUGAAUAAUCCCCAGGGGACAGGAAGGGAAGUACAAACCAGGACCUUGGUCUUGCGAGAUGCUCCUGCGUGUGUUUAAGCAGGAGUGCUGCUAGUGAUUUGAACGGGGGGGCGGGGAGGCCUGCUCACCCCAGUCAUGGCCCAGCACUCUGGGGUGCUAGGCGCCGUCAAAACCCAGAACGCAAAGACAGCCCCUGCCCCCGAGAGUUUUCAAUCAAAAGUGCCACCAGCGUGAGUCGGUGCUUGAAGCCGAGCGUGUGCGUUUGUGGGGGCAGGGGCGAGGAUUGCCGAUGCCUGUACCAAAAAGCCCCCCUCUUUCUUACGACCUGAAUUUUUCUUUUAAAUAACUUUUCGAACCCCAUUAAGAUGCCAAUGAAACCUGCCACCCUAGCACCAGUAACGCUGCACUGCCUAUGCCGAGGCAUGUACUGAGAACGCUUACAAGUGCCUGGUAUAGUCAGGCACCAAACCAAGGCUUGAAAUUACUUGUGUUUAUAAUAUGGCGUCACGGGUGGGCAGGACACUUCACAGGCCUCGUCUUCACGGCAGCGUGAACUCGAGUUCUGGCCCUAGCUCAAAUUCCGUCCGCACACGCGCACGCCCCCUUUAACUCAGGUUGGCUUGGCGGCUCCCACAGUUGCUCUGUGCAGCUUAAGUGUGAGCGGCCACACUGGAGCGAGGCUAGCUAGAGAGGCAUAACCUGAGUCUGCAGCGAAGACAUCACCCUAGAUAAGGCAGUGUGGUUCAGUGCCCUGGGAGCCAGGAGACUGGAAUUCUAGCCACAGCUCUGCCAUGGACCUGCUUGGAUGUGCCUCAGUUUCCCUCUGUGUAAAACAGGGAUAAUAUAAUACCUACUUCAUUAUAUAGAUAACCAUUUAACAUCCACCCGCAUAAAGCCAUUUGAGAUCUGUGUGUGAAAAGCCUUGUGUUAAAAGUGGCAGGUCUCUGACCAACAGAUCUUAGACUAGAUAAUAGAUACGUAACUCUGAGGAUGCUGGAGUUUUCCCUACUGCUUGCCAAGGCAUACUGCUGGCCAGAUCCUCAUCUGAUGCGAACUGCCAAUGGAGCUUGGCUGACUUACACCAGGUGAGGCUCUGGCCUAGCAGGUCUAAGGGUGCAGCCUUCAAAAGGCAAGAGAAAUUCCCUGAGUUCAGUGUUCAUAGUAACGAAGGACAAUUGCUUUAGCAGCUGCAGAAAAUUUAGCUAAAAAUCCAGCUUCAGUAGUGAACCCCUUUUUCUCCUUUGCUGAUCCAAUGACACCUAGUGGCCUAAGAGAAUAUUGCCUUUUAAAAUACAUUUCAGCUUCAACCUUUUUGAAUGAGUAUGAAUCAGGGACAGGGAGUUGGCAUUAGCUUUACAAAGCAGUUUUAUACCUUUUUUUUAAUUUUUUUUCCAAUGGCAUAAUGAUUUUGCAGAAGCUGGGUAGUGAGGUGUUAUUAAAUCGUAUAUAGUUUUUAAAGAACUAGGAGUUAUGGUAGAUCAAACUGAGUACGAACCAACACUGUAAUGGUGGAGUUGCAAAAAAGGCUAAUAUUCUGGGGUGUAGUAACAGGAGUGUCGUAUAUAAGACACAGGAGGUAACUGUCCCACUCUGCCUAGCAGUGGUGUGGCCUUAGCUGGAGUCCUGUGUCCUGUUCUGGGCGCUGCACUUCAGGAAAGACGUGGAUACAUUGGCGAGAAUCCAGAAGACAGCAACACAAACGAUCAAAGGUUUAGAAAAGCUGACCUAUGAGUAAAGGUUAAAAAACCUGGGCAUGUUUAGUCUUGAGAAUAGAAGACUGAGGGGAGGGGAUCAGUCUUCAAAUAUGAUCCGAGUGAGGUAUGAUCAGAGUGGUCAAUUGAUCUCCAUGUCUGCUGAAGGUAGGACAAGAAGUAAUUAGGCUUAAUCUGCAGUAAAGGAGAUUUAAGUUAGCUAGUAGGAAAAAAGUCUCAGGUGUACUUCAUCCAUGAUCAUCUCGACUGGCUGUUUCAUAACCCCCACAGCUGUUAGAUUUAUACUACACUCCACGUGAAGACAGAGCCAGCUCUAAAUUUAGGACUCCUGAACGUCCUUUGUGCCGGGAGCUGUACAUACACGUGGCCAGAGACAAUCCCUGUCCCAUAGAGCUUUGGCCAGGUCUGUACGAGGGUAUAGCUAUGCCAGUACACUAUGCCGCCAAAGUGCUCCUAGUGUGGACGCAGCCUAUACUAGCAAACCCGCACAAUUAGCAAUGUCGCUUAUUCCACCCCACCGCUGAGCGAAACAAGCGAUCCCGCUAAAAGCAUGGUUUUGCCAGUGUAACUGGAUCGGCACUCGGGCUUUCUGCUGGCUCAGCCGUGUGGAUCAGAAAUCACUCCGGAUUGCCAUUGCUACGUCAGCAGAAGGCUGUAGUGUAGACAUGGCCUCAGUCUAAAUAGGCAAGAUAGACAAAAGUUGGGAGAAAGGGAUGGUUUAUCUCCGGUAUGCAGACGGGGAGCCGACACGCGUUUACACACCCUGCAGCAGCGACUCGGUCCACAAACUCGGGUUGACACUAGAGCGCUAGCCCCAGCCGGCUGACCCAGACAUACCCAGAGUGGCUGGGCUUGAUUCUCUGUUGCUCUGAUCCUCACAGGGUCCUUUUGCGCCCGGACAGAAUGGGUGUAAAAUGCUGUCCUGAUGUAGCAAUGGACACCCUCUGCUAGGCACCAGAAUUGAGCCUGCUUUCACUCAGGAAGCGGGGCAUUAGAGACUCCGGUCUGGGUCCUGAUCCAGCGCCUUAACUGCUAGGCUCUCCUAUUAGGAGGGUGGGGUGGGGAUUUACUCUCAGAAACUCUGCUGGUUCCAUAAGGCUGCAGCGUGGCAGGGCCUUCCCUUUGUGAUGCUGGGGCAGGGUAAAGAAGCCUUCAAGUGGCUGUAAACCAGUCACACUCACGUGGUUGUGAGGCUAAGUGCACUGAAGAUUGCAAGGUGCUUGGGUACUACGUUACUGGAAGGCAGAUCAAUACCAAAGACGCUUAAAGGGGCCUUAAUAUAAACGAGGAUUGUGCUAGAAGGGCUCCCGAACCUGGCCAAAUGCAAGUUCUACAGCGAAGCGUGUGCGCCGUCAGGAUUCUGCCUGCGUGGCCUAAACGGGAGCUGCUUGCCCAUCCAGCCUGGCGGCUGCUCUCCUGGCUAUUUAUAGUUAGAGCUGAUGCGGUUUGGAAUCCGUUUUAAAACGUAGCGUCAUUAGGGAUUGAGCUAAACCUGUCGCUGCUGCUUCCCAUGCAAUGAUACGUGUUGGAUUUAGCUUCCGACCAGCCCAACGGCCGGAAAAGGCCUAAAACAGCCAACGUUUCGGGGGCUCUUUCAGUUGGUUUUUAACCCAGACCAAAGGACAUGGCACGCUCUGUUUGUCUAGUGAUGUUGCAGUCAACCAAUUGCCAGCUGUUCUAUUAGGGCCCAAUCCUGUGAGGGUGCUGAGGGCACUGGCCCUGAUUCGGGAAAGCUCCUAAGCACGUGCUUACUUGCUAAGCAGGUGACUAAUCCCAUUGAAGCGAAUGGGGCUAUUUGCCAUGCUAAAUGGAGGCUAAAGUGCUCUGCACUUGUCCAGGAUCCAGCCCCCAAAUAGGCCUGAUCCUGCCAGCUUUGCAUGUGCUCCAUUCCCUUGAGACCAGACCCUGCUCCUCUUUGCAUUGGAGUAAACUGAGAAUAACUCUGCAGAAGUCAGCAGCAUUUCGCUGCUAAAGGGAAAAAAUGGUGAGCAGAACGGGGGUGGCAGACGUCAGUAGGGACAGAGAGUGCUGGGGGUCAUGCAGAACGGGGUCCUAAAGAGAGAUCCUGGUAGCAAUCAAGGACCUGACCCUCAUGUACACUCAAGCCCCCUUCGCACCGCUCUGGCAGUGUAAAGGGAACUUCAAAGGAGUCUAAAUUACAGUUGAGGCCUUAUAUUUUAACUGUAAUUUACACUGAAUCUAAGUCUCCAUUACCCGGCCAGCACAGCGCAAAGGGGCCCUGUGUGUGAAUGAGGAUCAGACCCUCACACCUAUAUAUUUUGCUCAUGUAACUCACCUUACGGUGUAGGCUUGCUGCUCUGGGUUAUUCUCUCACAGAGGGGUUAAGUGAGGAACUGUAAGUCUGUCCGUCUUGGAGCUCUGUUCUUGCUGUGUCCCUGGAAGGAAUUUCUGUCUGUUUCGUGUCUUUUUGUUUUUGUCAUUCACUUGCUGUACAGAGUGUGUUAAUCCUGCCUCUCCAGGCGUGUGCCCGCUGUAUUCAAAUCUCCAUUGCUUCUCUGUGCCCGCGCCUCACUCGGUUUAUUCUAAAUAAACGUCUCUAGGUGGACAAAACGGUAGUUACGUUGUCCUUGUUACAGAUCAACUCUGGAGCAGGAGGCAGGGGGGUGUAGGCAGGAGACCUGGAUUCUAUUUCUGCCACUGACCUAGUGGGUGACCCUGGGCAUGUCACUUCCCUGCUCUGUGCCUCCGUUCCUGCCUUAUAACCUAAAUAGAUAAGAUGGCCAAAGGGGAAACAAUCUAUAUCAAGA
This is a messenger RNA of Terrapene triunguis (Three-toed box turtle), 11109 nucleotides long. RefSeq names its product IQ motif containing GTPase activating protein 3 (gene IQGAP3). The coding region runs from base 10 to 4950 and encodes 1646 amino acids. NCBI's taxonomy places the organism in Eukaryota, Metazoa, Chordata, Testudines, Emydidae. The record is from RefSeq and is a predicted model, not a curated record. Gene Ontology annotation, molecular function: calmodulin binding; actin filament binding; GTPase activator activity. Gene Ontology annotation, cellular component: cytoplasm. The transcript has 38 exons. Gene Ontology annotation, biological process: regulation of GTPase activity; regulation of actin cytoskeleton organization.